AUAUCAAUGUAAUUCUGUAUUAUGUUAUUAUUCACAGUCAAGAUUAAAAGAUGGAAGAUUUGAGAAAAAAGUUUGACAAGUGGCUCAUGAGAUACCAUAAUUACACGUACCAAGUGUACGAUGUCAAAAAUUUCAAAGCUCCCGAUUGGCGGAGUUACAAAGUGGACGAUUAUCCUGAACUUGUCAGAGUGCGCAACGCCCUUGCUUCUCAUGGGCUCAAGGAUCCCUGGUUGAGGAAUGAGUGCUGGCGCUUCAACCCGGCAUUUGGCGAGACGCAUCGCAACGUUCUCAGAACUGUCUUCAGAGGCUGGAAGCUUGGCUUGGUCGCUGCCGUGUCUCUGUACUUCGUAAAUAACGUUAUCUUUCCUGAGGAGCCUCAUCACGGCGACCAUCAUUGAUGCCCAAAAGUUUCGUGAGGGCUCAAGCUCGAUAAUGUUAGUGUGUUGCCUGAGAAGGCGCAGGUAUGAUGACGGUAAAGGUUUGCAAGUAUUUGCUAUUGUUUUUUCAGUUAUUAAUGAGAUUUGUUAUCCUUAACUACAUUUGAGUACUCGUAUUUGUUAUUCUCAACUAUACAUCGCUCAUAAUUGUAGCGUCUGCUGUGGGAACAUUAGCAGUAAAGUUAAACUUCAUCCUUUUCGUUGAAAGACUUCAAGUAUUGCCAAAGUUUGUACAUUGUGCUGCUACGACUGAAAAAUUUCUUUCCCCACAAAUGAGUUCAAUGUUUAGUCUGUUAAUUUUGGAGAUUUUUUACACUGAGCCGCUCGAAUACUAAAAUUUUAAUAGUAGGCUAUUUAUGAAUAGUGAAUUUCUAGCUGCAGAAUUAACCUGUAAUAAGAAAAGAUUUGCCUGUAAAUACAAUAUAAUUGCUUA
Hyalella azteca is the source of this 870-nucleotide messenger RNA. It is a transcript of the gene ND-B12, whose product is annotated as NADH dehydrogenase [ubiquinone] 1 beta subcomplex subunit 3. The record is from RefSeq and is a predicted model, not a curated record. Bases 51 to 398 code for a protein of 115 amino acids. The transcript has 2 exons. Lineage: Eukaryota; Metazoa; Arthropoda; Malacostraca; Amphipoda; Hyalellidae. Gene Ontology annotation, cellular component: mitochondrion. Gene Ontology annotation, biological process: mitochondrial respiratory chain complex I assembly; electron transport chain.